Messenger RNA from Puntigrus tetrazona (Sumatra barb), 3315 nucleotides. It is a transcript of the gene sypa, whose product is annotated as synaptophysin a. The transcript is spliced from 7 exons. The coding region runs from base 238 to 1122 and encodes 294 amino acids. The record is from RefSeq and is a predicted model, not a curated record. Lineage: Eukaryota; Metazoa; Chordata; Actinopteri; Cypriniformes; Cyprinidae. Gene Ontology annotation, cellular component: presynaptic active zone; synaptic vesicle; synaptic vesicle membrane.
GAACACGCAGCUAGAAGAAGCGCGUAAAUAGUGACAGGUUGACGAUCCCGGCGUCGGUCGGUUCACCCCGCUCGGUUUGCGCACCAAAAACGCCUUCCCGUUUUCGAAGCGCGUGAGUGACGCAACUGAAGCUGCUGUUCUGUCGAUCGUUCCUCCCCCUUCGUGGGCUAUUCCGCUUCCAUCACUCGCCUCCCCCCGAUUAUAGCUGUUUCUCCUUUCUACGAGCAGGCGACUAACAUGGAUAUUGUGAAUCAGUUGGUUGCCAAUGGGCAGUUCAGGGUGCUGAAAGUCCCAUUGGGCUUCAUCAAAGCCUUAGAAUGGGUGUUUGCCAUCUUCGCAUUCUCCACCUGUGGGAGUUACUCCGGCUCCUUUAGGAUGAGUGUGGAGUGCAGAAACAGAUCAGACAGUGACCUGAAAAUAGAUGUGGAUUUUGAGUAUCCCUUCAGGCUUCAUCAAGUGUACUUUGAUGCCCCUGUCUGCAAGAAUGGCCAGACUGAGCGUUUCUUCCUGGUUGGGGAUUACUCAUCCUCAGCAGAGUUCUUCGUCACCAUAGCUGUUUUUGCAUUUCUGUAUUCCAUGGCAGCUCUCAGCAUCUAUGUCUUUGCCUUUGAGAAAUAUCGUGAGAACAAUAAAGGACCUCUGAUUGAUUUUGGUGUGACGUGCGUAUUCACCUUCAUGUGGCUGGUGAGCUCGGCAGCAUGGGCGAAGGGCUUGUCUGACGUCAAGACAGCUACAGACCCAGAGAAGGUUCUAGAUCUGGUCCCCGCUUGUGAACAGGAAGGCAACCGUUGCCGUGAAGUUUACGACCCUGUCAUGUCUGGUCUUAAUACUUCUGUGGUCUUUGGCUUCCUCAACCUGAUCUUGUGGACGGGAAACCUGUGGUUUGUAUUUAAGGAGACCGGGAUCAUCGCACCAUUUAUGCGCCAACAGCCCGCCCAGGAGAAGCAGCCCGCCCCUGAUUCCUACGGGCAGGGAGGUUAUGGGCAGCAGGACCCGUAUGCCGGCUCCCAGGGAGGCUACCAGCCUGAUUACAGCCAGCAGGGCUACAAUCAAGGAGGAGACUAUGGUCAGGGUGGAUAUGACCAGCAGGGGGCACCCACCUCCUUUUCCAACCAGAUGUGAGCGAAGAAAUAUCUGAGGAAGCAGGAGAUGGCUGAAAGAAGUUGAUCGUGUGACUCUAGCAGUGUGGUGCCUGAACCCUACCCACAAUCCCACACUUCUCCCUGUUUGUGCGUCUGUGCUUACGUCUGUGAAAGAUAAGAGGGUGGGAGGGAGGGAGGAGGGGAAGGGGUCUAAUCCAAAAUCACAUAUAAAUGGGAGGGGCAUAGAGCGGAGGAAUUUUAAUGUGCUGUUUAUUAUUGUGAUGUAUACAACUAAAAAAGUUUGAUCAAAUUUCAAAACACUUGAAUACUGUACCAAAAUAUGAAAAAACGUAUAUAUGAAUCAUAUUACUAUAUGAAUUUUUGAAUCAAUGAUGUUGACAAUAGUUGACAAUAACUUGAGAGAAUGUAUUGUCUGUGCUGUAUAGAUAUCAUUAUAAAAGAAUAUAUAUAUAUAUAUAUAUAUAUAUAUAUAUAUAUAUAUAUAUAUAUAUAUAUAUAUAUAUAUAUAUAUAUAUAUAUAUAUCUUACAGAUAUGUAUGGGAUUAUUCCACUGUAGUCUAGUGAAAUUUAGAGACCCUAAAUAAAUAUGAUAAUAACAAUGUGAAAAAGUUCACAAAGCCCCACAGAAUUUGUUCCUUAAAAAUGUUUCUCUCUGGUGGGUCGUGGUUUGGUACAAUUUAUUCCAUUUUUAUGUUGACCUCUUUUGUUUGGUAUUUUGUUGGUUUUUAUUUCUUCAUGGGUGGGAUGGAGCACUGAUGUGACUGAGACUGAGGCGGUGGGGGGCAUCCAGGGCUACCGUGGGCAGAAUCAUUCCCAAACUCAUGGAGGGACCACAUUACUUCAACCAGCAAGCCAAACGGUCAAGGGUAUCUUAAAGCAUUUCUCAUUUCCUGACUGAAAAUGUUGACGCUGUUUAGUUCUCUCUCUUUCAAAUCUUUGUCUUAUGAAAAGCACAUGCAUUCUCGGUGCAGAAUUAGCGUGGUUGUUCAUGACACAAUGCAUCUGAGUGCUGUGUUGAUGUAGUGCUGUUUAAGUUAGAGGAUGCUAAAAAUAGAUAUAUAAAUAUAUAUAUGGACUGGGUUUUUUUUUUUUAUUUGUGUUGUGUGAGCACCGGAUAGAGAGAAUCGAUCCAGUGUGUUGAGAUGUCAGUAAUGUAGAUAUAUGUGCCAGUUUCAAUCUGUUAUGUGCAAUUUCAUCAAUAUUUUCUCGUAUCCCUCUCUCAAAAGCAUAUGCAAUAUCACAGGAUUAAAGCCUGCGAUAUUGAGGUAUAUUUUCAGAUGUACAUAUAAAAAUAUAUAUGGAGCACCUGCUCAUUCUUUAACCGAUAUCAUGAACUGCUAUAGUGUGAAAUUUCCAUGAUUUGCAUCAAAACAUCACGUAAUGGCAGUUUAGAUCAAUCAUUCAAAAUGCAGAUGAUCAGAGAUAUCUGGUGUAUAUGAUAGCUCGACCUCUCGGCUGGAAUCAAGGUGGUCAUUUUAAAUUAGCUACGAAAUGCAUAAUUUGAACCAUGUUUAUGGCAGGUUAACUGAUGCAAUAAAGUUAUUGUUUUGUAUAGUAUUCAAACAGUAUAUAUUAAAGUCUCGCACUUUCAGAUGCAAGGAUGCUGAGUAAACAUCUUAUUAAUCUAGUAAAUGCACCAGAUUUGUUUUUGCCCAGAGUUGAUCAUCAUUUUGUUUAGGGCUAAUGCAGCAGACGUUGUUAUGAUGAGAUCCUUUAUAUUAUUGCAUGAUCAGAUGCUCAUAAUGCAAGCUUACCCAGACUUAUAACUAUCUAUUUGAUAUUUUUUCAGAUUAUUUAAUUUGCCUGCGACUUUGAGGAAAACCAGGUUUCGCUUUUGGGUAGAAGGCCAUCGGCCUGCUAAAUGUAUUAGCGUGUCUCUCCCUCCCUCAUUCUCUCUCUCUCUCUUUCUCUCUCUUUCUCUUCCAUUCUCUGCUCUGGCCCACUCUUCCCCUCUUCCAAAUGAAUAUGCUACUCAACUUCUCCGUUGUUAGUGGUGUUUGAUAUGUCUUGUGAAACUCUCGAUGCCUUUGGGUUGUGCUGUAUUUAAUGUGUAUGAUAUAUUCUUAGCGUUUAUGAAGAUAUUGAUGAAAAUGGUUAUGACCAUGCUGAAAACUCAAUCACCAAAAUUAUCCAGAAAUUCUGUUGUAUUGUUCUAUGGAAUCCACGAAGGAAAUUCAAUAAAGAAUAAGUUAUCCUGUUGAAAAAAAAAAAA